UUGAAAUAUAUCAACAAAAACAACAGCCUGGCACGAAGGAUGUCCUAAGUCGUAAAAUAACUACAGAUGUGAGAUUUACUAAGUGUACGAAUGAUUCAAAAAAAAACUUUUUCAAUGUCUAAAAUGUUUCUACAGUAGGACUAGAAUUACAUGGGAAUACAGUAGGAUUUUCUAUGUACCACAAGUUUCACGCCUGUCGUCGCAUUGGAGCAACUCGGACUACCUUUAUUUUAUUGUAAAUAAAAAUACCUAAAACAUGGGUAUUUUAUCUGUGAUAGCAACAUUAUUGUGCUUGGCUGGUAUUGGAUUCGGAGUAGUUGCUUUGGCCACAACUUCUUGGAUUAAUCCAGGUGUCGGUCUUUUUCAGACAUGUGUCACCUUUAUAACGCAACGUUGUGACAUCACAAUAGGAGACGAUAUCAUUGUUAUGGUCGUUGCCUGCUUGAUAUGUAUAGGAUUAUUCUUGAGUAUCCCGGCCGUUCUCCUGCUGUUUGUUGAUAUUCUAAGGACAAAUAAAAGAAAAGUAUUGGCAGCUGGAGCGCUUUUGGUAAUCGCAGGAAUACUCAUAGCUGCUGGAUCAACCACCUACACCGUACUACGGAAACCAAAUAAUUUUGCUGCAGCCCUAGGACUGGAAGAUUUUGGAUACAGCUAUUAUAUGUCUUGGGGCAGUUGUGGCUCCAUAUUUCUAGCUGGGAUUUUUGCAUUUGCUGCAAGUGCUGCUGCAAAAUGAGAUAUAUUACUAUUUUAAUAUGAAACGAUGAUUGAUUGUUACGAGUCGUCGCCAUUGGCCUAAAUGAAUUUCUUUCUGCAGUUGAUCAAUGUAAAUAUAUAUAUAUAUACCAGAUUAAUUCACCUAAGUAUUGACAUUUGGGCAUUUCUGCCAUGAUAUUUAUGAAAUUCAGUUUGAAAGUUCAAUGGAGUUAUUGGGCACAUUUGUUUGGGGCAAAAUUAAAACGCCAUCGGCAAGCACAAUUUCAUAAAAAUGUUUGUGUUCGCUCCCCUUAGCAUUCGAUACGCAGUAUACAAGCUCGCUGGACCUAACUAAACGUCGUUAAGUUUAAGUAGUUUGGUAACUCGUGUGAUCAAAGUGUUCUUUGAUAGUAAAGGGCUAAUUCUCUCACGGAGUGUGGGCCUCCAAUUAUACCUUUUUAUUUUGAAUUUUACUAAUUUAUUGCACUGUACCGUGUUUUUCUCUCUCUUUCUCUUUGAAAUAUACGAAUGUAUUGCAACAUUACA
Messenger RNA from Styela clava, 1239 nucleotides. NCBI's taxonomy places the organism in Eukaryota, Metazoa, Chordata, Ascidiacea, Stolidobranchia, Styelidae. The record is from RefSeq and is a predicted model, not a curated record.